AUGCUAUCGUCAACCGCCGAGUGACGAAAUUGAAGGAGGGGAAAGAGCUGCCACUGUACUUAUUUAAGAUUUAAAUCCACUUCAUUCACAAUCAUCCUGUCAUUCUGUAACAAACCACCGACUCAAAAACAGUUUGGAUACAUUUAACUAAUGGCUGAGGUGGAAAGAUUGAACGUAGAUAAUAUAAUAGCACGAUUAUUAGAAGUUCGUGGCUCCCGACCUGGCAAGAAUGUACAAUUGACCGAAGCAGAGAUCCGCGGUCUCUGUCUCAAAUCCCGAGAAAUCUUCCUCAGUCAACCAAAUCUGUUGGAGUUGGAGGCACCCUUGAAGAUUUGUGGUGACAUCCAUGGGCAGUACUAUGACCUGCUAAGACUGUUUGAGUAUGGCGGCUUCCCCCCAGAAGCUAACUAUCUGUUCCUUGGAGACUACGUAGACAGAGGGAAGCAGUCUCUGGAAACUAUCUGUCUCCUCCUGGCCUACAAGAUCAAGUACCCAGAGAACUUCUUUCUCCUCCGAGGAAACCACGAGUGCGCCAGUAUCAACAGAAUAUAUGGAUUUUACGAUGAGUGCAAAAGGAGAUACAACAUCAAACUGUGGAAGACGUUCACAGACUGCUUUAACUGCUUACCAAUCACAGCAAUCAUUGAUGAGAAGAUCUUCUGCUGUCAUGGAGGUCUGUCUCCUGAUCUUCAAUCCAUGGAACAAAUCCGUCGCAUCAUGCGUCCCACAGACGUACCCGACCAGGGGCUGCUCUGUGACUUGCUCUGGUCAGACCCCGAUAAAGAGACGAUGGGAUGGGGAGAAAACGACCGUGGUGUCUCAUUUACGUUCGGCAUUGAAAUCGUAUCAAAAUUCCUUCUCAAGCAUGACUUGGACCUCAUAUGCAGGGCACAUCAGGUAGUAGAAGAUGGGUAUGAGUUCUUUGCUAAACGACAACUAGUAACUCUGUUCUCAGCCCCUAACUACUGUGGAGAGUUUGACAAUGCUGGCGCCAUGAUGAGUGUGGAUGAAACUCUGAUGUGCUCAUUCCAGAUUCUCAAACCUUCAGACAAGAACAAGAAGUUCCCAUACAGCGGCAUUGGAGGAAGCGGUCGACCGGUCACCCCGCCCCGUGGGACCAACAACAAGGGCAAGAAGAAGUAAAGCCCUUCCCUCCCCCCGCCACUGAGCUUCAACAACAAAACACUGGACUCCCAAUCUCUCUCAUUGUUCCCAGCUUGAUGACCCCAGUAAUCAGUGUGACCUAAGGUUGUGUGACCCAAGGUCACUUUACUGUUUGUUAUAUAUUUGCAUAGUUCCUUGGGCACCUCUCUCUGUAGACUGUCAUGGAGAAGACCCAGAGGGAAGAUGACAUCCUUGAAUGAUUCGUUGUUUCAGCAGACAGAGUUCUCUCCUAUGGAGGACGUCCUAAUCAAUGAACAGCCAUCAUGAUGGCCAGGUAGUCACAAGAAACAAAAAUCCCAUUCAAUUUGUAUAUUUAGGUUUCUUAACAGUGUUUCUACAAUCAGAAAUAAUAGUUUUGCCCCGAGUUUGUUUCAUGUGGUGGUACAAUACUGGUGAUCCUGUUGAAGAACCUUUAGAAUUAACACAACAUAAACCAAAGGUCUUGAUGGCAAUUUGAGAGUAUGUUAGUCAGGUUAUAGACAUUCUACUUCAAAUGAAAACUGCCAAAAAGUGUGCGCGCGCAGUCAUGUUUCGGUGUCUCUUGUAUUGAUUGAGAGCAGGUUCAAGCCAAUUUAUUUUGUCAGUUGUGGUAUGAUGUGUAAGAAAAUCUAGCAAUGUAAUAAUGAUACAGAUUGGAGCUUUAAUUUGUUAAUUGUGAGCGUGUAGAGGUUUUGUGCAGUUUAGUUCAAAGUAAGGAUUUAAUCUCCCUCCUGUCCCACUGUUCAUCAUAAUGGACCUUGGAAGGAAAAUAUUCAAUGUUCAAAUAUAUUUUUUUUAAUCUGGUUUUAUUUAGGUUUGUAGAUAUUGUCUGUUACUAGAACAGUACUGUUUUUUUUUCAUCUAUAAGGGCCCUGGGUCCAUGUGUGUGUUCUCUACCCUAAAUCAAUUGUAUGAAUUUUUCUAUAGAGUCGAGUCAAUAAAUUUGAAAAAUCAUUCUUGCAUGAAAGACUCCCUAGGUGUUUCUGACUCCUUGCACGAAGGGCCAACUGACGCAUGCAGACUUGAAAAGUUUAGUGCCAUUUUGGUACUACUAAAUAUGAAAUCUCAUUUUUGUUAUUGUUGUUGUUGUUGCUGAGCAAUGCAAAAAUGUAUGUUCUGAAAAUUAAGUUGGAGUAAAAGUCCCCUCUAUUAAAGUAAAUAGUAAGAAUAGAAUAAUAGCAACAACUUUUCAACUUAGAGUGGAAUCCAGAAAUCAAAACGAGGCUUGAUUACAAAGAACUAUUGAUCCAUGCUUGUGUUCAUGUCAUGUUGGAACUUAUUGUUUUUAGCCAACAGGCUUAUGAUCAGACCAGUGAGGUUGAUUUAUACAAAUAAUACUUGUUUGUCCUUGCCAUAUGAAACUACGUGCAUUGAUGAACUUUGAACGCAUCAAGAGUCCUGCAUGGAACUGGCAUAUUGUUGCAUUAAAAAUUGCAUAGGACAAUCACAUGCGCGAUGGAAAAAAUCAGGUCAUAAACACGUGACUUGAAUACAGGUAUGCCAUUGGCUACAUUCUCGAACCCGUCUUAUAAAAUGCUUUAAUGCAUUUCUAAAGAGCAAUAAGAUUUAUUGUUUGGUAUUUGCUCUCUACUCGACAUUCAGACGUAUUAGCUUUUGAGGAAUGAGCCGUUUAGGGGUUAUGCGAUUUCAGCGUGGUUGGUUUGAGACGGGGAUUAUUGGCCAGUGGAGUUGAAAGUUGAAUGUCACACGUUGAUACCGAUUACCCAAUCAUCCGUAUGCAUUGGUCGAUUGAACAGAAAGUGAUUUUUAAAGGACUGAACACAGAGAUGAAUUGGCAGUGAGAGAGAAUCUAGAUAUCAUGUUUGCCUAUUAAUCUGUUUGUAGAAUAUUGAUGGUGCUUGGCUUAUAUUCACCACCACCACCACUUUUCUAUGUCAAGUAAAAGCUCAUGCAUUGAACACUCUUCAAAUGUGUACCCAAAUAUGUAAUUUUACAAAAUUGUUUGGAUAUGUGUGAGCAGCUUAAGCGUGUUCACAAUAUAUCUUGAAUUUUAAUGUGUAUCAUUGUUAUUAAUAUUAUCCUUAGUUUCUUUAUUUAUUUCAUUAUUUUUAUUUGUUGCUGUGGUUCACACAUGCUGCAAUACAGGUGAGGGAAACGUUUGCCUGCUAAAAUCUGAAAAGCAGCAUUAGGAAUACAAGUGAUUUGUAGAAGCAAUGCAUGAUCACAAUCCAGUAAUGCAUUAACAGAAAAAAAGGAAUAUUGGUACUUGGUUUAACCAUUACCAAUAUGAUGUUUUUUGAGAGCUGUUAGGUAGGGCCAAUUUGUUUAAAUAAUUUGUGCACUUUUGAGUAUGAUAGUUUCUUUUUUAAUUUCUAUUCUAGUCACCCUGUACCAAACAUGUAAUUACAUAUAGCAGGAAGUUUGUCAUACGUUGUAGCACCUGCCUUGUAUUUAAAUAAGAAAUGUAAAAAAACAGAUUAUAUUUAAGAGAACAGGAACAUGUACAACAAUUGGAUGAAUAUAAAUACGCAGGGCUGUUGAGCAGUAUCGUAAUGAAACCGUGUGUUGUGUUAAAGUGGUACUACAGUUAUCUGAAUAGGGGUGGUACCAGCAAGCAUUUUAGACAUUACAAUACAAGCCAGCAAGUACAUAAUGUAAGCUUUGAUAUUAUUUGUUUGAUAACUAGUUUUCUAAUUGUUUGAUUAAAGCUCUGUCAGCCAGAGCGUUAGUGACUCGAUGUAAACAUAAACUUGUCUUUGUUCUGCUUUAUUUCUGUAUGUGAUAUUGAAGAAAAAAAUUAUCAAGAGACUAUUUCUUUGUACGAUAAACAUGGUGAAAAAAAUUAUUCUUUCGUUACAAAGUAGUGAUGUGAACAUGUUCUGAAUGCAGUUAUUUUUUUUCAGUCUUUGUUUGAGCCGUUUACAAGCAUCCUUUUAUUUAGGCUCAUAUUUUGUUUGUCAUCAGAGCCACUACUCUUAUUUCAAAAGCCCUCAUUUCUGUUCCAAAAGGGCAGUGCAAGAAGCCAAUUUGAAUUCAAAGCUGGUUAGUUGUUAUGUCCCACCUUUCACCCAGGAAUGGAUGUUUCAUCCUUUAUAAAAGUUAACUUCUUUUGUGCCAAUAUUCCAAAGCUUGUGGCCCACUGAAUCAAUUAUGCGAACUUCAAAGACACUUCCUUUCACAUUUUGACAGCCUUCGUUUACGGUACACUAGAGUCGGCUCAAGUUAGGGUUUAUUCUGCUUGACCAGUUAUACUUCUGAGGAGUCAUUUCCCUUUUACUCUGGUAAUUUAUUUCAAUGUGAAAUCAUGCACUCACCUUCUAACCACAUGAGAAAAAUCUUGUUCGUUUUGAGGCUUUCAAUGGACAUCCUUUGAUGUCUCCUCAGAUGAGUACAUAUAAGAACAAGCUGCACUAUAUGAUACCACUGGGAGUUUCCUGAGCUUUCUCUAUAGGGUUAAGUGGAAGAAGAUCCUGAAGAAAAGGAGAGCAUUUUGUCUAUCGAGAGCAAUAGGGUCAUUAACUCAUACACAUGUACAUGUACUUUAAUAUAGAGCUACAUCGUCCUCCCGGCUCUCGACAUAAGAUAUCAUUAACACGACAGUUGAAUGUAGGAUUUUCCAUCAUGUUGUGUUAUUACAAUAUGUAUCAACGGUCCUUCAGAUCUUUCUUGUGACCCUUUAAGUUUGCUUUUAGGAUAAGAGUUCUCUUUGGAAAUACAUGUAUGCCCAAUCACAUGCCUGAUCAGUGAGGGAAUUUUGUAUGGAGGUCUACUCAAACUGUAGGUCAUUGUUGAUAAUAUUGUCUAUGGAUUUCAGAGACAUGUGUGAAUGAACAGUUAUAAUAUAAUACAAUGUAUUAUUUCACUUUUUUGCCAUAUUUAUCCAAUUGAUUCAGGAAUUUGUGUGUAUUAUUUUGAAAAUGGAAUUACACCCGAUUUUAAUUUGUAUUCUGUCCAUUUAUAUUUGAAUGUCAUAUUUUUCCUAUUAUUCGGCUGUUAAUAUAUAAUAGUUCUGAAUCUCAUGGUAGAAGAACGGUAUUAAAGAUACAUUUAAUUUAUGGGAUGAUUACGAAUGGACAAAUUUGACCCAUAUUUUCUCCAUAGGCAUCGCAUCAGGUGACAUACAUGUAUUUUUAUUGUAGCAAUGUUGUGAAUCUCGAACAAGCAUCUUAAAAUGUGGAUGUCAGAUAUAACAGUCUCUCUUGACAUAUAAUGCAGUAAACUGCCUCGAAAAGGGUCUCAGCAAUACCAUUUUACUUGUAAAUGAAUAGCAACCAGGGAUGAUGAGGAAAAGUAGCAUUGGCAACAAAGGCCCCUAAGCAUACUUUUCUUUUUAAAUUUGUGUGUUGUAAGAUACAGAAAUGUAAAGGGCACUCCACCUAUGACAGUUUAUUUUCCUGCAGCAGGUUUUGAGGAAAUUUAUUGCAUCAUGUGUGAACGGGUCCUAAGACUGAACCAUCCCAAAGUAAACUCCCAUCACCCGUAUACUCUCACAUAUUUGUUGCUAUAUUCUGCUUGUAAUACAGCUCGGUGUUUCUCAGUCUCAAUCUUGUACAAAUUCUCUUGUUACACUUAUAGACUUAAUGAAAUAAAAACCUGACGUUCUGUUUUGUAAAUAUCUGAUAAAA
Strongylocentrotus purpuratus (purple sea urchin) is the source of this 5729-nucleotide messenger RNA. RefSeq names its product serine/threonine-protein phosphatase alpha-2 isoform. Gene Ontology annotation, cellular component: nucleus; cytoplasm. The record is from RefSeq and is a predicted model, not a curated record. The transcript has 7 exons. NCBI's taxonomy places the organism in Eukaryota, Metazoa, Echinodermata, Echinoidea, Camarodonta, Strongylocentrotidae. Gene Ontology annotation, molecular function: protein serine/threonine phosphatase activity. Bases 151 to 1143 code for a protein of 330 amino acids.